UGUGCACAAACAUGUCAUGGUGGAGUGGUCUCAGAGAGCUAAAGCCUUUGCUUCACUUGCUGCUGCCACUUAGCAUCCAUUGGGUUGCUGAGGAGAUGACAGUUUCAGUUCUUGUUGAUGUCACAACCUCUGCUUUAUGCCCUGGGGAAUCAACUUGCUCCAAAGCCAUUUACAUCAAUGGACUUCAACAAACGAUUGCUGGAAUUUUCAAGAUGGUGGUACUUCCACUACUGGGUCAGCUUUCAGAUGAGCAUGGCCGUAAACCCUUGCUCCUUAUUACCAUGUCCACGACUAUAAUUUCUUUUGCUUUACUUGCCUGGCAUCAAUCAGAGGAAUUUGUUUAUGCCUACUAUGUGCUUCGCACAAUUUCAUAUAUAAUCAGUCAAGGGAGUAUUUUCUGCAUCUCUGUUGCUUAUGUGGCAGAUGUUGUCAAUGAAAGCAAAAGAGCAAUAGUAUUUAGUUGGAUGACUGGUCUCCUUUCUGCUUCACAUGUUCUGGGGGAUGUGCUGGCUCGAUUUCUUCCUGAAAAUUACAUUUUUGUGGUUUCAAUAGCACUGUUGAUCUUUUGUCUCGUUUAUAUGAAAUUCUUCCUUGUUGAAACGGUGGUACAAGCUCCAAGAAAGAAUCGAGAGUCAGGUUGCUGGGCUAAAAUUGUUGAUGUUCUCCAACAAAGAUAUAAAUCUAUGAAGAGAGCUGCAGAAGGAGUAAUUUUCAGUCCUACUUUAAGAGGCAUGGCUCUUGUCUCCUUCUUCUAUGAGCUGGGAAUGUCAGGCAUAAGCAGUGUUUUGCUGUACUAUUUGAAAGCUGUUUUUGGUUUUAACAAAAAUCAGUUCUCAGAACUUCUGAUGAUGGUGGGAAUUGGUUCAAUCUUUUCUCAGAUGUUGUUGCUUCCAAUUCUUAAUCCAUUGGUUGGAGAGAAAGUUAUACUCUGCUCUGCCUUGCUUGCAUCAAUAGCAUAUGCUUGGCUCUAUGGAUUAGCAUGGGCACCUUGGGUACCAUACUUAAGUGCCUCUUUUGGCACCAUCUAUAUCCUUGUGAAGCCUUCGACUUAUGCUAUUAUUUCAAAUGCAUCAAGCUCAGCCAAUCAGGGAAAAACACAAACUUUUAUUGCUGGGACACAAUCUAUAUCUGAUUUGCUAUCACCUAUUGCAAUGAGUCCAUUAACUUCAUGGUUUUUAUCUACCAAUGCUCCAUUUGAAUGCAAAGGUUUUAGCAUUAUAUGUGCAUCUAUAAGCAUGAUAAUUUCUUUUUGUUUUGCUUGCGCGCUAAAGCCUGAUACUGGUUCGAGUAAUGACAUUGAGGGCAACCCAGAAACACCGCUUCUGAGUGAUAACUGAUUUUAUCAAAUGUACACAAGCUUGGCCAAUUAUGGAGAUAUAAGGCAUCCAUUUCCUCAAUAAUUUAUGCUCCAAAUUCCCAUCCCUCUCACUAUUUUUACUAGAAUUGGCUAUGCAUGGGAGAAUGUAAGAUAAAAUAUAGGGUCCAAAAUA
Molecule: messenger RNA, 1490 nt
Organism: Abrus precatorius (Indian licorice)
Lineage: Eukaryota; Viridiplantae; Streptophyta; Magnoliopsida; Fabales; Fabaceae
Product: hippocampus abundant transcript-like protein 1
Exons: 14
Coding region: 12-1337 (441 amino acids)
Biological process (GO): transmembrane transport
Molecular function (GO): transmembrane transporter activity
Source: RefSeq, a predicted model, not a curated record